Scleropages formosus (Asian bonytongue) is the source of this 3146-nucleotide messenger RNA. Its product is annotated as protein artemis-like. NCBI's taxonomy places the organism in Eukaryota, Metazoa, Chordata, Actinopteri, Osteoglossiformes, Osteoglossidae. Bases 94 to 2169 code for a protein of 691 amino acids. The transcript has 14 exons. Gene Ontology annotation, molecular function: 5'-3' DNA exonuclease activity; damaged DNA binding. Gene Ontology annotation, biological process: telomere maintenance; interstrand cross-link repair; double-strand break repair via nonhomologous end joining. The record is from RefSeq and is a predicted model, not a curated record.
AGAGGGAAGUCCCGGGACAGGACAUUAAAUCGUGGUGUUGUGCAGGAAAACGGCGAGUGGCGCUUCUGGCGCCGUUAGAGCUUGUCGGUAAAAAUGAGCUCCUUCGAGGGCCGCAUGAAAGAGUAUUCCUAUAUUUCCCUGGAUCGCUUCGAUAGGGAGAAUCUGCAUUCCAGAGCCUAUUUCCUCUCGCACUGCCACAAAGAUCAUAUGAAAGGACUGAAGGGACCUCUCCUGAAAAGGAAACUGAAAUUCAGUACAACAGUCAAACUGUACUGUUCACCUGUGACCAAGGAGCUUCUUCUGAGCAAUCCAAAGUAUGGCUUCUGGGAAAAGCAUAUUGUUGCCCUUGAACUGGAAAAUCCAACACAAAUAUCUCUGGUUGAUGAAAUUUCAGGAGAGAAAGAGGAUGUUGUCGUAACACUACUUCCAGCUGGUCACUGUCCAGGAUCUGUCAUGUUCCUGAUUGAGGGUGACCAAGGCACAGUACUCUACACGGGCGACUUCAGGCUGGCGGAGGGCGAAGCAGCCAGGAUGGAAUUCUUGCACGCAGGGAACAGGGUUAAAGACGUCCAAAGCGUUUAUCUGGACACGACGUUUUUUGACCCUCGGUACUUUGCGAUACCAAGUAGGGAGAAGUGUUUAGAAGGAAUACGGGAGCUGGUGAAAGACUGGAUCACGCUCAGUCCGUACCACGUUGUGUGGUUCAACUGUAAAGCAGCUUAUGGGUACGAGUACCUCUUCACCAAUCUCUGCGAGGAGUUUGGCUGUCAGGUUCACAUCAACAGCGUGAAGAUGUUUGAGAUGAUGCCCGACAUCCUGAGUCACGUGACCACCAGCCGCGAGACCCAGAUCCACGCGUGCAGACACCCUAACGGUGAGGAGUACAUCAAAGGCAACAGGCUGCCUUGUGGUAGUAAAUCCCCAGAUGGAAAGCCGCUGCACAUCAUCAGCAUCAAGCCCUCCACCAUGUGGUUUGGACACAGGACCAGGAGAACCAGCGUUGUUAUGAGAGUGGGACGCAGUUCUUACCGAGCCUGCUUCUCAUUCCACUCAUCAUAUUCUGAGAUUAAAGACUUCAUGUCCCACAUCUGCCCUGUCAGCAUAUAUCCCAAUGUUAUCCCAUUUGGAAAAACUGUGCAAGAUCUACUAGAAAUGUUAAAACCACUGUGUAGGGAAAACAGCAGAAAGGGAUUUGUGGACUACAGACCUCUAGGGACUCUUAAAAGGGCAAAAGUGGAAUAUACUUCUGAAGACUCUGACAGUGAAUGUGACCUUUUUGAUGAAGUCGAUUUGAGCGCCCAGAGAAGAAAAGCAGGAAGUUGGAAAAAUUGGAAGACCAAUUGCCUCACGCUCCCACCCUCAGAGAAGACCACUUCUUUUAGGCGUGAUGAUGAGAACCGGGCUGAGCUGAACGUCGAGCAGCUGAAGUACAACUAUGUGGAGUGCACCGAAUCUAACGAUGACGAGGACGAUGAAGAAGAGAAUGAUGAGGAUGAGCUUCCGGACUGUUGUUCACCUACAGACAAAUCUACCGAAACCUCAGAUGAUCAAUGCAUUUCCAGGGGGGAGGUGCAGAAUGGGACGGAUGUCGGCCGUCCGGAAUCCACUCCUCCAAAAUGGGAGACGUUUUUCAGCGCCGAUGUGCUGUCGGCGGAUGAAAGCGUCGAGCUUGAGAGCAGCCAAGGACAAAAGCUGGAGUCCUCGCAGUCUCCAGCGCUGUUCAGUGAAUCAGACGAUGACUCCAUACACCCGUCAUCCCAGUCCACCCACAUCUCGGAACCUGACACCGAAAGCCAGUUCGCCACGCUCCUCCUUCCCAUGGAGGAGAGAAAAAUAGCACUGCUGAGGGACACACACACAGAAGUAGACAAUUUGAGAGCGAGGGGAGUCCUUUUAGACACGAGAGACACGUGUCCUGUGUCUAGCAAUGGCUCUGCUCACAAGAAGGACAAGGACCACACUGCACAACCGUCUCGAGAGGAAAAAUUCAAAUCUCAGGCUUCCUCUGAUUUUGAGAUACCUCCAACACCUGAAUCCAAAGUCCCUCCAUUGGAAGACCUGAAGGAGCUCUACAAGAAGCUGGCUGCUGGAGAGGGACCUGGUCUUCAAGAGGAACAGUCAGGGAUCAGUCUGAAAGAUCCCAAUUUGGCUCAGUUCUUGCAACAAUGAGCAUUUCUCCUACAUGGGGAACAUCAGUUUGCCAUUUUUUCCAAAGUUCACGCAUGGAAUUAAUGAAGAGAUGUUCUGUUGCAGGAAGUCAAUCUUUGUCACCAUGAGUCUGAAUAUUUCAAAGGUCACUGCAGACAUUCCCCUGGAUGUCCUCUGCUUUACAAAAGUUGCACAUUUGUUCCUGUUUUGACAUUCCAUCUUUAUUCUACCUCCUGUAACUUCAGUUGCAAUAUUUUACUGUCCCAGUAUAAAAUGGUAGCUUUUUUUUUUUUUUAACAAUAAAAUGGUUGUUGCCUUACUGCCACAAGACAACAACAGAUGAAAAAUUAAUUUUACAACUGUUUUUCCAUAUUUUCAGUAUGGUCUUUAGCUCCUUGUCUCCCUUUCUGCUCCUCUUCACUAUUGCCUUAUUUACUCAGAUCACUGCAGACAUUUUCAGGUCUGAUAGAUUCACUUGUGGGUUUGUAGAGGAAGCAGAUGUUAUUGCAUUUUUUUUUUUUUAAUAUAACAGACUUGUCAUAAGAAAGAAGACACUUGCACUUGGUUCUCUGCAUCCAAGGAAAAUUAUGCCACAGCUGUUGCUCCUGGGCCUAUUUUUUGGCCUCAGACAAGUCAACACUUAAAGAAUCUUUUGCAUCAAAACAAACUUUCAAGAUAAAAAAUAUAAUAAAUCACAUAAACAAAAAGAAAAUUGAAUUACAGAACCAGCAUGCAGAACAAAUCACCUGACACUAAACUUGACAAAAAAAAAAUAAUCACAUAAGAACAAUCUCAUUCAUCACCACCCAGAAAGCAUAAAAAUACUUGCAUGAAAUAAAAGACCCUUGCUGUUCAGAUCAUAUACGGAAAGCUGUCAUUUUCCCACAGAUCAGCUUUUUCAUUUUUCAAUUUUGUAAACUUUGGUUUGUAGUACAGCAAUGUCAACAUGUGUUUACCUGCUAAGCCAAUACAAGUUAAUAAAAUGCACUCAAACAAGA